Messenger RNA from Verruconis gallopava, 2661 nucleotides. Its product is annotated as RuvB-like helicase 2. Gene Ontology annotation, cellular component: Ino80 complex; NuA4 histone acetyltransferase complex; Swr1 complex. Gene Ontology annotation, biological process: regulation of transcription by RNA polymerase II; chromatin remodeling; box C/D snoRNP assembly. Gene Ontology annotation, molecular function: DNA helicase activity; ATP binding; ATP hydrolysis activity. The transcript is spliced from 3 exons. The record is from RefSeq and is a predicted model, not a curated record. Lineage: Eukaryota; Fungi; Ascomycota; Dothideomycetes; Venturiales; Sympoventuriaceae. The coding region runs from base 610 to 2052 and encodes 480 amino acids.
CUUUUUCGUCUCGUUUCUUCUUUUGGAGCAGGAGGAAUCACCAGCCAGUGUCCACAGGCUGCAGGCUGCUGGGAAGCUUGCCCCCAUAGGUCCAUCUCUGCAGUCUUUGCUCGUCGCCGCCGUUCCCCGGCCAAUAGGAUGACAAAGGAGACGCCCAAGGCCGUGAAAGGCGCCUCAUGGCCUGCUGAAGAGAACGCGCCUUGGCUGCUCAGGCUGUGCAGGAGCACUGCGAUUGUGUGUGCGGGUGAUCAUGCAUAUGUCCCAAAGUAGAGGCAGACGGCGAGCUCUUUUGUGUGUGCGUUGGGCUUGCGGACGGCCGGAGACGAACUCAAGGCGGAGAGCUCUUGUCAUUGGCCCGCAGCGGUGGGUGCGCUGGCGAAAAAGCCCAAGCGACCAUUGAUCCACUGCAGGUCAACUUCCCCGUCGCGACCGGAGCCUCAUCGCCGUCGCUGCUCUCGUUGCUGAGCAAAUUCACCAUCAUUGUCUACGCGUCUCGUUCACCACCGCUCGUUCCGUCCCGCCCUCACAAGCUCCGCCUUCAUCUCUCCCUUUGUCUGCGCGUUGCAGGACGGACCGCACCCACAUACUUACAUUCGGACAUCUGCAAAGAUGGCGGCGGUAAGCAUUGCACGCACCAACAUCACAACGAUCGCCGAGUCACGGACUCUGCUGUCGCUCUCGAACCUAGUGGCCGCGCACUCGCACAUCCGCGGCCUAGGUAUCGAUCCAGACACGCUCGAGCCCAAGUCCAGCAGUCAGGGUAUCGUAGGCCAGGAAAAGGCGCGCAAGGCCGCCGGCGUGAUCCUGCGCAUGGUGCAGGAGGGCAAGAUCGCUGGCCGUGCCGUUCUGAUCGCGGGUCCGCCGGGCACAGGAAAGACGGCCAUUGCGAUGGGCAUGAGCCAGGAGCUUGGCAAGGACGUGCCGUUCACCAUGCUGUCCUCAAGCGAGAUUUUCAGCCUGGAAAUGAGCAAGACGGAGGCGCUGAUGCAGGCCUUCCGCCGCAGCAUCGCUGUGCGCAUCACCGAAGAGAGCGAGGUCAUCGAGGGCGAGGUGGUUGAGAUUCAGAUUGACCGCAGCGUGACGGGGGGCAACAAGACAGGCAAGCUCACCAUCAAGACAACGGACAUGGAGACAAUCUACGACAUGGGCACCAAGAUGAUUGACUCGAUGACUAAGGAAAAGGUUAUUGCUGGCGACGUCAUCUCCAUCGACAAGGCCAGCGGUAAGAUCACCAAGUUAGGCAGAUCGUACACGCGCUCGCGUGACUACGACGCCAUGGGCGCCGACACGAAGUUUGUCCAGUGUCCGGACGGCGAGCUGCAGCAGCGCCGCGAGGUUGUGCACACUGUAUCCCUGCACGAGAUCGAUGUCAUCAACUCUCGUACGCAAGGCUUCCUCUCGCUGUUCUCAGGCGACACGGGCGAGAUCCGCUCCGAGAUUCGCGAGCAGAUCAACACCAAGGUCGCUGAAUGGAAGGAAGAAGGCAAGGCUGUCAUCGUGCCUGGAGUGCUGUUCAUUGACGAGGUGCACAUGCUCGACAUCGAGUGCUUCAGCUUUGUGAACCGCGCUCUGGAGGACGAGAUGGCGCCCAUCGUCAUUAUGGCGAGCAAUCGCGGCACGUCGCGCAUCCGGGGGACGAACUACAAAGCCCCGCACGGCCUGCCCCUCGACUUUUUGGACCGCGUCGUCAUCAUCAAUACGGUGGAAUACCAGCCGGAAGAAAUCAGCAAGAUUUUGAGUAUCCGCGCGCAAGAAGAGGAGGUCGAUCUGUCCCCCGACGCGCUCGCACUGUUGACCAAGAUCGGCCAGGAAGCCGGCCUACGAUAUGCGAGCAACCUCAUCAUGACAAGCUUCCUGAUAGCGCAGAAACGCAGGGCGAGCAAGGUCGAGCUAGCAGAUGUCGAGCGCAGCUUCAAACUUUUCUACGACUCAGGGCGAAGCGUCAAGUUCGUCAGCGAGUUUGAGAAGCGAUUCAUCGGCUCAACGGGCUCCGUCACACUUUCAUACACAAACGGCUCCGUCCCUAGUGGUGAUGCCAUGGAAGUCUCCUAAAUACAAAUGAAAUUCCCGUGCGUUUCUUUUCUUACCGUCACAAAACCCGUCGAAGAAAGAGAAUGGGAAAAGGUACUCUUUGACUCAAUAUACAUUAUCAUGAUUGUACUAUAAUAGACUCUGCCACAAUCCUUGUAUGUCGGCAGCACAUUGUGGACCUUACAGGUUGAGCAGCUCAGCUCCCGCGUCGGCAUCAAUCUGCGCCCGCUGGCACAAAAGAUAUUCCUUUUCCGUGGACAAUGACCGUGUAUGAGGCAGAUUAGGCGUGCAGUUAGUGUUCACGAAGCUGAGAGCCAUGAUCGUUUAGGAACAGCACGCCUCGGGUGAUCUGGCGGAAAGGUCUUUUGUUUCCCUUUUUUGACUGCUCCUGCGUUGGACGAGGGCGAGCUGAAAAGGACAGCGAUCAGAAACUUCAAGAAGAGACCAAGACCGGAAAGGGAGGGUGCAGUGGGGAAAAGAGGAAUCGUUGACUCGUGCUUGAAUUCGAUGUACAAGCUAGACGGGAUCAGAUGGUGUCGAUUGCCUCUUCGUGUCAUCUAGAAAUGCCGCUGCUAUACUGAUGCUGAUCCCGAUGCUGUAAUAAGACCUAAAUUUCAUACCUUCAGCUGA